AUGCUUUCUUCAAUCUCUCUUUCUCCCUCUCAAUCAUACACACAGACACAAAUACGCACAUUUAUAAAAGCGGAGGGCAAGGCUAUAAGGUUAUUUAUUGUCCUCCUCUCCGCCUUAAGUCUUCCUCUCCGCCUUAAUUGCCCUUAUCUCCGCCUAAACUGUCCUCCUCUCCGUCUUAAAUGUAGUUCUCUCAGUUUUAAUUGUACUCCUCACAGUCAUAACUGUUCUCCUCUCCGUCUUAACUGUAGUCCUUUCAGUCUUAACUGUCCUCCUCUCCGCCUUGACUGUCCCCCUCUACGUCAUAACUAUCCUCCUUUCAGUCUUAACUGUCCUCCUCUACGUCUUAACUGUCCUCCUCUCCGCCUUGACUGUCCCCCUCUACGUCUUAACUGUCCUCCUCUCCGCCUUAUCUGUCCUCCUCACCGCCUUAACUGUCCUCCUCUGAGUCUUAACUGUCCUCCUCUCAGUCCUAACUGUCCUCCUCACAAUCUUAACUGUCCUCCUCUCCGCCUUAACUUCCUAACUGUCCUCCUUUCAGUCUUAACUGUCCUCCUCUCCGCCUUAACUGUAGUCCUCUCAGUCUUAACUGUCCUCUUCUCAGUCCUAACUGUCUCCCUCUCGGUCUUAACUGUCUUCCUCUCCGCCUUAACUGUCCUCCUCUCAGUCUCAACUGUCCUUCCUCUCAGUCUUAAUUGUCCUCCUCACAGUCAUAACUGUCCUCUUCUACGUCUUAACUGUCCUCCACAACGCCUUAACUGUCCUCCUCUCCGCCUUAACUGUCCUCCUCCCAGUCAUAACUGUCCUCCUCUCCGCCUUAACUGUCCUCCUCUCAGUCUUAACUGUCCUCCUCACCGCCUUACCUUCAUAACUGUCCUCCUCUCAGUCUUAACUGUCCUCCUCUACGUCUUAACUGUCUUCUUCACCGCCUUAACUGUCCUCCUUUCCGCCUUACUGGUCCUCCUCUCCGCCUUAAGUCUCCCCCGCUCAGUCUUAACUGUCCUCCUCUCCGCCUUAACUGUCCUUCCUCUCAGUCUUAGUUGUUAUCCUCACAGUCAUAACUGUCCUCCUCUCAGUCUUAACUAUCCUCGUCUUCGCCUUAACUGUCCUCCUCUCCGCCUUAACUGUCCUCCUUUCCGCCUUAACUGUCCUCCUCUUCGCCUUAACUCUCCUCUUCUCAGUCUUAACUGUGAUUACAUAGAAACAAUGAAGCUUGCUCUUCAGUUUCUUUUCUUUUACCUUCUCUCAUCUCGCUCUCUUAUUUUAUCUUUUGACCUUUUUAUCCUCAUACUUACACAUUCUUCUUCACUUCUUCCCCCCCCUCUAUCUUCAUUAGAUCGUAUCUUGGUUUCUCCCCCUCCCCCCUCUCUCUCUCCAAACUAUAACCCGUCAAUAGCUUUUUUUUAUUUUUGGUACCAUCUAUCUAUCUAUCUAUCUAUCUAUCUAUCUAUCUAUCUAUCUAAUUCUCUUCUUAUCUGUCUAUGUAUGUAUCUAUCUAAUCCUGUUCAUAUCUAUCUAUCAAAUUCUGUUCAUAUCUAUCUAUUUAAUUCUAUUCAUAUCAGUCUAUCUAUCUAUCUAUCUAUCUAUCUAUCUAUCUAUCUAUCUAUCUAUCUAUCAAAUUCUGUUCAUAUCUAUCUGUUUCUCUCACGCUUUAGUAUUUGUUACGUGUAA
This is a messenger RNA of Acanthosepion pharaonis, 1668 nucleotides long. The record is from the annotation of a GenBank genome assembly. Lineage: Eukaryota; Metazoa; Mollusca; Cephalopoda; Sepiida; Sepiidae.